This is a messenger RNA of Nematostella vectensis (starlet sea anemone), 3151 nucleotides long. RefSeq names its product transient receptor potential cation channel subfamily A member 1. The transcript has 4 exons. Bases 371 to 3052 code for a protein of 893 amino acids. Gene Ontology annotation, cellular component: membrane. The record is from RefSeq and is a predicted model, not a curated record. Gene Ontology annotation, biological process: calcium ion import across plasma membrane. Gene Ontology annotation, molecular function: calcium channel activity; protein binding. Lineage: Eukaryota; Metazoa; Cnidaria; Anthozoa; Actiniaria; Edwardsiidae.
AAAAAAAUAAUAAAUCCAAGGAAAAGAUAACCAGAUAAUGGAUCGGAAUUAUUGGGCUCGCUUGCGUGUAUACUUAUGCAUACAGCUAGUCGCUCUGCCAAUUUAUGGUAACCAUGACAACAUAAUACGCUUGCUACACUUUACUUGUUUUGAUUUGGGCAUAAACAUCGUAUACAAAUGGCUAUCCAUAUAUGGACAAAGAACAAACUUGAUAUCCAGUGGCGAUGAUUCGCAUCGAAAAUGCGGGAUAAAAUGAAACAGGGUCAGUUAAUGUCCUGGGCCAAUCGUGAACCAUUUCAAAAAUCCUUCAAGAUUACGAAAAUCCUCCACAAUUACGAAAUCCCUUUACUUUAUCUUCACUAAGAUUACAAUGGAUAACCGAAGGAGAAAGGUGAGACCCAAAAUAGCCCCUGGCGACCGUAGCAAACUCCGGCCGCCGUCACCCAAGCAAAGAAGAUCAAAUGGACGACGAAAAAGCGAAGCAAGCGAUGCACAGGGUAUAAACUCUUUAUCAAAAAGCGAAUCUAGCAUACCAAGUUUAGUACUUAAACGGAGAUCCAGUUUUAAAGACGUUCCAUCUUUGUUGUCAAGCGAUAAUGACUUUCAAGGACCGAGAGUGCAAACGUAUUCCGUUUUAGAAAAUAACGACUCAGACGAAGAGGAAGAGCCCGGUUCCUCACAAGAAACCACAGCAUCUGGCAAGGACAGCCAAACAACUUUACAAGAUCCAAAGCUUAAAAGCAAAGAUGAAAUAACCAAAUCGGCAAACAAAGCUCUAUUGGUUUACUUUGCCAAGUUGUCUAGCUCAAUUGAUCUGUGUGACAAAGUGAAUUUCGAGUAUUUGCAGUCGCUGUUGGACAAGGGAGCUGAUGUAAAUACCAGAGAUAAACAUGGGCAGACCAUACUACAUGAGGCUGCACGGAGCUGGGGAGUAGAUACAGCGAGAUUCCUCAUCCAAAAAGGUGCGAAUAUCAACGCCCCUGAUGUGUAUGGCCGCUGUCCACUCCAUUCAGCCUGUAUCGCGGACUACCCUGAGAUGGUGCAGUAUCUACUAGACAGCGGUGCCGACGUGAACGCUGCAACCGUGACGGAGGAUCAGACAGCAUUGCACUACAUAGCGCGCGUAGACGCGAAAAGAUGUGCCAAGAUACUGCUCGCUAGCGGCGCAGACAUAGAGCAGCAAGAUUACAAGAACCGCACCCCGCUACUGAUUGCGGCCGAGUACAAUAGCGAAGAGACGGCGCGAGUCUUGCUGGAAGAGGGGGCUUCUCCCGUCUCUCAAGACAGCAGUGGUCACCAGACCAUGACGUCACUAAUCCAAAAAAUGCCAAACGUGGCCCUGAAAGCGUUGGACUACUUUCAUUACAUCGAUCGAUCUCGCCGAAAACACUACUUCUACAUCAAUUAUCUCGACCGCACCACCCCAGAGAGCAAAGACAAGGAUGCCGCGAGUACGCACGCGCAGACCGCACUCUCAGCAGUAGUUGAGGGCGGGUACCAUGAACUUGUUAUGCACCCAGUAUUCCAGAAAUUGAUCGACGUCAAAUGGAUAAGGUUUGGACGCAAGCAGGCAUGGCUAGAGAUCAUCCCAAACGCCCUUUUGACGCUCUUGUACACCAUUUUAGCUGUUACCUACCCAAGUGACAUUACGCAGUACUACAGUAACAUUACCAAAACGUGGUGGAGGGUUGUACUGGAGGUCUUUAUUCUGUUGCUCAUUGGGAAUGAGAUCAGGAAGGAAAUUACGGAGAUUUAUAGCUCGAGGAAGACCACGAAUCUCUGGAAGAGUAAGCGGAUCGAGGAGCUCCGCCGAGACCUGGAAUUCUGCCAUCCUAAGCACCCACAAGAGACUCUACACAUUGAACAGGAGAUCAGGCGAACUAGACGUGUGGGGAAGAGGUACUUUAAGGACAAGUGGAACUACUUUGACUGGGUUGCAUACGUGAUGGUUGUACUUGUGUUCUGUGUGCACUACACCAACACAGUUCUCAAGAGCGAAGUCUUCAACAAUGCGUUUAUUAGCGUGAUGGCGUUUAGUGUGAUCGUAUUGUGGAUAAGACUACUAAAGUACGCACGGCCCUUCCCUAAUCAAGGUCCAUUUGUUGUCAUGCUGGAUCCAAUUAUUAAGGAAUCCGCCAAGUGGCUCUUCCUUUUCGCGAUGUUCUUUAUUCCAUACGCCGCUGCCUUUUGGAUGAUAUUUGGUGGCCAAUCGGACCACCCUAUCGAAGAGUAUAGUGAUGUAGGUAAACUCAUUUAUACAGUGUCCCAGAUUAGCUUACUUUUAGACUUCCAGUUUACCGCUUUGUCGCGUGCAUCCCCGAUAGUGUCUCGCUUGCUUGUUGGCUCAUAUUUACUUAUCAGCUCAGUGGUUCUUAUGAACCUGUACAUUGCACUGUUGACUAAUACCUUUCAGCAGGUUUUUGACAACGCGCUGGCCGUAGCGACCAUAGAGCGCGCAGCACUCAUGCAGUCCCUUGAGACGUUCGCAUCUAAGAAUUCAAUUCGACAGUACAGAUACCUACUACGAGUUGAGUGUUGCCCGCUUGAGUGUGAUUACCAAAAGAUUGACACUGACGAAGAUCGGGAGCAGAAACAGGAGGAAAAGCUAUCCUUGAUGUUUGGUAUCAUCAGGGAUCGUUUCGGUGGAAAGAAAGUUGGCUCCAAGAAGAAAUCUGACUUUGAAAAAGUCGUUGAUCAUCUUGAGUUUGUUCGUCAAGCGCAGGCUGAAAUGCAGCUUUCUGUUAAUAGACUUCUUCAGAAAGAAGUCAAAGACCCAGAAGAGUUUACAAAUUCUGUUCUGAAAAGUCUAAAGGAUAUUAGAAGUGUCCAAGAGUCCAACACAGCCAUGCUGAAGGCAAUGAGUGAGAGAUUGGAUCAGCUCGAGAAUGUUUAUGAGAUGGUGAAUGCCAUCACGGCGGAUAGAGGGAAUAAUGGAAGGCAAAAUGAGGAAGAAGAACACGAAGGGCCAGGGACAGAAGGCGACAAUAGAACUGAGUUUCUGUCAAACACGAACAAGAAGGCAGCUUGGGACGAUACUGUUGAAGACUUAUGAUCAGGUGCCCAAUCAUCAAUCACAGCUCCUUAUGUCAAUGGUUAUCUUCACUUGGGAUGGAAUAAAAUAUUUUUAUUGAAUAAAACAAUAUUUUAUUAA